Molecule: messenger RNA, 1137 nt
Organism: Daphnia carinata
Lineage: Eukaryota; Metazoa; Arthropoda; Branchiopoda; Diplostraca; Daphniidae
Exons: 7
Coding region: 200-1039 (279 amino acids)
Cellular component (GO): cytoplasm
Source: RefSeq, a predicted model, not a curated record
AAGGAGUGUUUCGCGAGCCCCAUGUUUCUGAAACUUAGACUUAAAAGUUCCAAUAAAUUGGUGCUAAAACAUAACACGAUAUUCAUUUGAAUUCAACUUCCAAUAUGCACUGUUGAAUAAGUCAGAAAUAUUAUUUUACGGUUCCACACAGCUCGUAGAUGUGGUGCGUUUUUUUCAAAUAGCAAUCGUAGCAUUUAAAAUGAGCCAAACAAAACAUUGUAUUGCCAUUAGGUUUUUAAUUGUUCUUGAAGUGCUUUGCUUGACAUUAUGUCGUGCAAAACAUGACAAUACAGUCACUGGCAUAUUGAACAGUGACCCACAAUUUGUGAGCCCAUUAGGUCUCUUGUCAACACCUCGACUCUUGAAAAAAGAUAUUCCUGAAGAACUCAAAGAUGCAAAACAUGGAAUUCUCAUGGGAGUGUCCUCCGACAAAUGUGAUAACGGAAAGGUGAACAUAACAAUAGAUUGGGAUGGUUCACCAGUAAAUCAUACAUGCUUCACUUCCAAAUAUCCAAUUCCAGUUAAAGAGGAUAUUGAGCCAUUUAUAACUUGUGACAAAAUCCCCCCUGGGAAUUAUUCACCUCCACACUACUGUAUGGACACCAUAGUUCAGUACAAUUCAACUAUUCCAACAUACGAAGGACAUCGUCCCCUUUGGCCUAUAUUCGGUGAAUACCAGUUUGUCCCACCUCAGCGUUGGCUACAUAACAUUGAACACGGGGCAAUUGUCAUGUUAUAUCACCCCUGCGCCGAACCUUCAGAAAUUCUAAAGUUGAAAAAGCUUGUCACAUCUUGCCUUUGGAAAUAUGUUAUAACUCCUUGGAAUAUGAUGAGCAGAGAACUGCCGUUUGCUUUGGUAGCAUGGAGAUGUCGACUGCAAAUGGCUAAAGUGGACCCAGGAAUUGUGCGGUACUUUAUCCGUUCGAAAGCAUUUCGUGGACCCGAAUCGCAUUAUCUUAAACAAGGGCAAUUCUCUGUGGGGCUCAUAGAAGUUUCAAACCCACCAAGUGAUCCAUCGCUUGACAAAGUGCUCUGCUGAUAAGUGAAAGUAAUCUUCAUUUUGUUCAGUACAAUUACUUCAAAAAUCAUAGCAGUUAUAUCACGAUUACUGUAAAAAAAUAGAUCUGUUAUCAUUUA